Messenger RNA from Myodes glareolus (Bank vole), 4654 nucleotides. The record is from RefSeq and is a predicted model, not a curated record. Lineage: Eukaryota; Metazoa; Chordata; Mammalia; Rodentia; Cricetidae.
UGCCUUACAUUUAGGGAGGUUAUACUCCACAGAAUUUCCUUAAGUUUCUUUAGUAAUUACUGAGCAUCUUACAUAACUCCAUCACUGUUUGGAGACACAGUCCCUCUGUGUCCAGGAUGGCUGUGAACAGGAUGGCUGUGAUCCUCCUGCCUCAGAUUCCCAAAGUGCUAGCAUUUUAGGCAUCAGUCUAUGUUAUUACUUUAUUUCAGAAGAAACCAAUGAGUAGAGGUUUUUUGAUAAUGAGCAAGUAGACAUUCAUAGAGGCUUGGUAAGUUCCACGAUUACUAACCGGCAAAGCAGAACACUUCCUAAUUCUUUUUGUUUUAGUUUUCUUGUUUGAAGUGCUAGAGAGUCCUCAUUCUGUCCAUCUCCAGGCAGGUGACUCUGCAACAAUGGUAUGCUAUUCUCUGUCACUAGGUAUCAUCUGUGGCACUCACCCUGCUCACCAAGUCUCUGCUGUGUUCAGACAGCAAUGCUCCUCUUGGCCUGUAGUCUUAGUUCCUUAUAAACACACAAUCCCUCUUUGGGGGUUCACUACCCAGCUACUACUAAAGUUCUGACUUAACUAAAUCUCAAGUUCUAAAAAAGUUGGGUUCUGGGCAUGGCACAACAUGCCUUUAAUCCCAGCACUUUGGAGGCAGAUACAGGAGGAUCACUAUGAGUCUGAGACCAGCCUAGUGCACAGUAAAGUGUCCGUGAUAGCCAAGGCUGCACAGAGAGACCCUGCAGAGAGGAGGGGGGAGGAGGAGGAAGAGUUUUUCUACAUUAGAUUUCCAUAUAUUUUUGGUUACUCUCCCUCCACAUCUGUUUCUCAUUUGUAAGAUGGGGAGUUCACAAAGAUUCUAGAACCUAGAUGCUGAUAUCUCAUCUGUAGAUGAGGAAACUAAGGCAGAGAAGUUAAAGAAUUUGUCCAAGAAUCGCAACUGUUUCUGUGGUUCUUCACACGAAAGGUAUAUAAUUCCUCAAACUUUGUUUCUAGAAACAUACAUGCACACACUUAAGUAUAUAUUUCUUGCAUAGAUUUUUCCUCCCAGGCUGUUAUUUAAAUGUGACCUUUGUUCAAAUCUCAGUUAGCAUUAUUGAAAGGAUCUCCACCCAUGCCGUUUCUCUUAUGUGGCUUUCGGGCAUCUGUCUGCCCAAGAAGGCAAUGUAAUAGAAGAGGUAAUGCAACCUUACCUUGCUUGCUGCCAGAUACAGGCAAUUUUAGGUUUUUUUUGCAUCAAUUUUCAUGCCAUGAAAUGUUAAGAUGCAAUGAGAACGCUUGGUGGCGCUGCAGGAUAAGAAAGUAAAAGUGGAAGGCAGCUGUGGAGGAAAAAAAGGAAAAGAAAAAAAAAUUGCUGAAGCCUGGAAGCCCAGAGAAGCUCGGACACCUCAGAGAGGAGGUCUGCGCCCCCGGGAAAGGACUGGAGUAAUUCUCGGGUAUCUAACGAGAUAACCACAGUACCAGAUACCAGAGGAAUUUACAGUUCUGUUGAAGCAGCCUCCAGGACGCUGCAGCAGCACAAGCAAUGGAGGCCGGCAGGAAGCUCACUGGCAGACAAAGGCAAGUCCUUUUUUUCUUUUUCCUAUUAGGAUCAUCUCUGGCGAGUGCAGGGGAGCUGAGGCGCUAUUCUGUGGUGGAGGAAAGGGAGGGUAGGUCCUUUGUAACCAAUUUAGUAAAUGACCUAGGUCUUGGGCAGAAGGAGCUCUCCAGACGAGGGGCUAAGGUCAUUUCUAAAGGGAACAAACUACAUUUGCAGCUGGAUCAGGAGACAGGAGAUUUGCUCUUAAUUGAGAAAGUGGACCGGGAGGAACUGUGUGGGCACACGGAGCCAUGCCUGCUACGUUUCCAAGUGUUGCUAGACAAUCCCUUAGAGAUUUUUCAAGCUGAGCUAGAAGUAACAGACAUAAAUGACCACUCUCCAGCAUUCAUGGACAAAGAAAUCUUGCUAAAGAUAUCAGAAAGCAGUCUUCCUGGGACUGUAUUUCCUCUGAAGAACGCUCAAGACAUGGAUGUAGGCCAAAAUGGUAUUCGUAGCUAUCAUAUCAGUUCCAAUUCCUAUUUUCAUGUGCUCACUCGAAAACGCAGCGAUGGCAAGAAAUAUCCUGAGCUGGUUCUAGACGGAGCUCUGGAUAGAGAGGAGGAAGCUGAGCUCAGGUUAAUCCUCACAGCUCAGGAUGGCGGCUCGCCACCUAGGUCUGGCACCACUGAGGUCCACAUUGAAGUCCUGGACAUCAAUGACAAUGCUCCCCAGUUUGAACAGCUUUUUUACAGGGUACAGGUCCCAGAGGAUAGUCCAAUAGGCUUUCUGAUCGUCACCGUUUCCGCUACGGAUAAGGACAUAGGCGUCAAUGGGGAGAUCUCCUAUUCACUUUUUCAGGCGUCAGAUGACGUCAGCAAAACCUUUUCGAUCCACCCCUUGACGGGGGAAGUGCGACUGAGAGAACAACUUGAUUUUGAAAAGACUCAGUCCUAUGAAGUCAAUGUUGAGGCCAGAGACGCUGGAACCUUUUCUGGAAAGUGCACGAUUCUGACUCAAGUCAUAGAUGUGAAUGACCAUGCUCCAGAGAUUAUCCUGUCUGCUUUUACCAACCCCAUCCCUGAGAAUUUGCCAGAAAUUAUGGUGGCAGUGUUUAGCGUAUCUGAUCUAGAUUCAGGAGAAAACGGCAAAACAAGUUGUUCCAUUCAGGACGAUCUACCUUUCUUCCUAAAGCCUUCUGGAGAAAACUUUUACACACUGUUAACACAGAAAGCACUUGACAGAGAGACUACGGCAGAAUACAACAUCACCAUCAGUGUUGCAGACAUGGGGAGUCCCAUACUGAGAACACAAGUCAAUAUAACAGUGCAGGUCUCCGACAUAAACGACAACGCCCCCGCCUUCACUCAAACCUCCUACACACUCUUUGUCCAAGAGAACAACAGCCCCGCCCUGCACAUAGGCACCAUCAGCGCCACAGACUCAGACUCAGGCUCCAAUGCCCACAUCACCUACUCACUGCUGCCCACCCACGACCCGCAGCUGGACCUCUCCUCGCUCAUCUCCAUCAAUGCUGACAACGGGCAGCUGUUCGCGCUCAGGGCGCUGGAUUAUGAGACCCUGAAGACUUUUGAGUUCCAGGUGGGCGCCACAGACCAAGGCUCGCCCGCGCUCAGUAGCCAGGCGCUGGUGCGCGUGCUGGUGCUGGACGCCAACGACAAUGCACCCUUCGUGCUCUACCCACUGCAGAACGCCUCUGCGCACUUCACAGAGCUGCUGCCCAGGGCGGCAGAGCCUGGCUACCUGGUCACCAAAGUGGUGGCUGUGGACCGCGACUCUGGCCAGAAUGCCUGGCUGUCGUUCCAGCUGCUCAAAGCCACGGAGCCAGGGCUGUUUAGUGUAUGGGCUCACAAUGGCGAAGUGCGCACGUCCAGGCUGCUGAGUGAGCGCGAUGCGCCCAAGCACAGGCUGCUGCUGCUGGUCAAGGACAAUGGCGAUCCUCCAAGGUCUGCCAGUGUCACUCUGCAUGUGCUGCUGGUGGAUGGCUUCUCUCAGCCCUACCUUCCCCUGCCUGAGGUGGCGCGAGACCCCGCUCAGGAUGACGAUGCACUCACGCUGUACCUGGUCAUUGCCUUGGCAUCUGUGUCUUCGCUCUUCCUCUUGUCUGUGCUGCUGUUCGUGGGGGUGAGGCUGUGCAGGAGAGCCAGGGCGGCCUCUCUGGGUGUUUGUUCUGUGCCUGAAGGACACUUUCCUGCCCACCUGGUGGAUGUCAGUGGGGCAGGGACCCUGUCCCAGAGCUACCAGUAUGAGGUGUGUCUGACAGGGGACUCUGGAACUGGUGAGUUCAAAUUCCUGAAACCAAUUUUACCUAAUUUCCAAGACCAUCCUCUUGGACCAGAAAUGGGCGAAAAUUCCAACUGUAGAAACGACUGGGGUUUCGGCAUUCAGUUAAAAUAGCUUUUUUUUUUUUUAUCAUGUGUAGUGUGUUGUUGUUGUUAGCUCAGGCUACUAUUCUUGCUGCGCCCAUUAUGAACAUUUGAAGCCUGCUGAAAGCUUGUUUGCAUAUUCUGGCCGCGGUGAGGCCAUCUCAUCUUUUCUCCAGAUCGAAGAUGAAAUGUUCUAAUCUUGUCUUUCUAACGUGCCUCUUUUCAUACAAAUCUUGCUGUGGGAUAGCUUAGGAAUGUACAAGAGACGAAGUGGAAAAUCAGUUCAACCCAAUCAGAUGCAGUUCAGUGUGUGUCCUGUUCCCAGUGGUUAGCCAUUGAGUACAUAAUACACAGCAUGGCUCGGAUGCGAUGAAAUCUAAUCAGAAAUGGGAAAGACGGGCCCACUGAGGGGCCUGGCUUUUGCUUUAUUUGGCCUCCACUGGACUAACUUUGUCGUUGGUGUCAUCAUUAAAAAAUGUUACCUAGCUGCCUAAAAAAGCCUGUUUUUGCCUUUAAUAUCACGAUUUUAAACUGCUUUUUGUUGUGUUUUGUUGGUAUGGAGAAGAAUUCAGAAAGCCACCCCUGUUUGUCUGGUAAGCUGAAGUAGUGUGGCUGUAAAAUUGACUUUUCUCCUCUGAGAAAUAUUUGCCAGUGAAAGAAACUGCAAAUACGAAUAUGCAUUCUUUUCCCCCUUCUUUUGUGCAUUUUUGUUUUUGUUGUUUGUUUGUUUGAGACAGGGUUUCUCUGUGUAACAGUCCUGGCUGUCCU